Messenger RNA from Dunckerocampus dactyliophorus (ringed pipefish), 3209 nucleotides. RefSeq names its product transmembrane protein 168b (gene tmem168b). Lineage: Eukaryota; Metazoa; Chordata; Actinopteri; Syngnathiformes; Syngnathidae. The transcript is spliced from 4 exons. Bases 369 to 2468 code for a protein of 699 amino acids. The record is from RefSeq and is a predicted model, not a curated record.
CUUGGUGGCUUCCGUAGCCGCAGCUAAAAGUCGUCAAUCAUGGCGUUUGAAAACUUUUGACGCGUCGAAACUUCCUGGACGGAAAUGCUUCUUUACAAACUGUCAGUAGGUAGCAUUCGUUCGACAGCAUUACAUUUUUACAAAGUCAGUAACUCGGCAGAUAUCCUAAAUGGGGGAAGAACACGGCACUCGAAACUUAACGUCGACCGGCGAAAGAUGCUAACGCUAACUUUGCUAACCAGUUUGACUAAGUUAGCUUGGUGGCUAAACAUCAGCUGUCGGGCUACUUCCGUGUCGUAAAUCUAGCCACGUCAAAAAUAUCAUUGUGUUAGCUUUGACUGCGAGUGGGCUUUAAAUUCGGGGUCAGGAUGUGGACUUGUCUACGUUACUGCGUCAGCCACUGCCUCCGAGCGGCCAUGACUCGGCUGGAGGAGGUCAACGGGGAGGUGACCAUGUGGUCCUCAGUCCGGUGGCUGGGCUACCUGUCCGGCCUCAACCUGCUGGUGGCGCUGUGCCUGGGUCUUUACGUCCGUUGGGAGAAGACAGCCGAGUCCACCCUCCUGGUCAUCUUCAUCCUAGCUCUGUUAGUCCUGGGUCUGGCCAGUGUGCUGUACUACUCCUACAACAUGGAGCGCCUCAGCCUCAACCUCCUCCACUUGUGGUUUGGCUUCCUGCUGGGCCUGCUGUGCUUCAUCAACAGCCCCACCCUGGAGGGCGACCCAAAGGAGCAGGCGGCCAAUGGUCUGCUUAUGUCCAGCUUGUCCGUGAGGACACUGUGGGCACUGCUGGAGAGGCUGCUGGGCUGCACCCGACACCGACCCGCUUUCCUCACGUUGGCCGAGCGGCUGGAGCUGGUGGGCUUCGCCGUCGCCAGCACGGUGUUGCUUCUCCGCAUGGCCCUGAGCGUCAUGGUGCUUGUGGUGGCCCUCGCCGCUGUCAUGGUGGCCCUGAGGCUGAAGGUGGUGCUGGCGCUGUCCAACCUGGUGUGCUUCAUCAUCAUCACCGCAGCGUUCUUCUUUGAGACGCUUCCUGUCAGAACCAACCCGUUUGCCCUGGGCUGCUUCUUCGGCCUGCUCAUCUGCGAUCCGCUGCUGGACGUCUACUUCAGCGGCCUCUCUGUGACCGAGCGCUGGCAGCCGUUUUUGCAAUGUGGGGGAUUGUGGCGCCGCCUUUCCCUGCUGCCCUUGCUGCUGCUGGAGGUGGUCUUCACCAUCCUGGCGGCACAGGUGCUGGACCGCCUGUACCGCUGGUACCUGACCAUCCCGGCCUUCUUGGCGUGUGUGCUCUUCUGGGGCAUCUGCCACAUGGUGUUCUUCAUCACCAUGUGGGGCUUUCACAGCAAACUGAGCGACUGCCAGAGGGUGUGUCUUAGCCAGGGGUCAGGGCUCAGUGGGCUGGACAAGAUAAUGGCCUCCAAGGGCAUGAGACAUUUCUGCCUCAUCUCCGAACGCCUUCUCCUCUUCACGCUGGUGUCCACCGUGGCUGUUGCUGCGUUCUCCUGGCAGGCUUCCAGCAGCAUCUUCUUGAGCACCUUCCUGGUCGUCCUCCCUCUGGAGUCUGUCUUCCACGGCCUGUUCCACGAGCUGAGCAGCAGCCUAGGAGGAACGUGUGUGGGCUACGCUGUGGUCAUCCCCACCAACUGCUGCAGCCCUGAUGGCCAGCCCAUGCUGCUGCCGCCCAGCCAGGUGCAUCAGCUCAACAUGCGCUCCACAAGCAUGCUGAACAACAUCCAGCGCUUCUUCUCCCACCACCUCAUCGAGACAUUUGGCUGUGACUACUCCACCAGCGGAGUGACCCUGGAGGCUCUGCAGGCCAAGCUGAAGUCCUUCAUGGAGCUCCGCACUGCGGACGGGCCUCGCCACGACAUGUACGUCGUCUUCUACAGCGGACCCACAUACCGCUCUGGAGAAUGGGCGCUGGCAGGGGGCAACACUCUUAGUCUGGACCAGAUAGUGCAGUGGUGGCGGGAGAAGAACAGCAACUUCUGCUCGCGCCUCAUCCUCGUGCUGGACUGCCACAACUCCCUGGCGAUGGCAAAGGAGGUUCGUAAGGUGGAGGGCGUCUACGUGGCCGUGCAGGGCGCCACCCUCGUCAAUGGCGCCGAUGUGGAGCAGCCGGAGCCCCAGACAGGCGACUUCCUCUCCCAGUGGGUGGAGUACAACUGCAACCCCAAGAGCAACACGCAGUGGUCUCAGAGGGGCAGGGCGGUGGCGGCGGACUACGGCGUGUCCCGACACUGGAGCGACUACACGCUGCACCUGCCCACAGACCACGAUGUCACCCACCACUGGAGUGUGUACUUCCCCCGUGUCACCUACCCCGUGGUGCAGAUGGCGCUGUGGGGCGGCGGCCCCAACGAGCUGAGGCUGUGCAGCGCCUGUGUGAGGUGCCUCAAGAGAGUCAAACUCAACUGGUUUCCUCCUGCCAUCCUGGACACCGGACAAGGCUUCAAGCUGGUCCGGUCUUAGCACCUCCACCUCAUGUUCGCUUGGCAGCUAACCUUCUCACACGCCAGCAGCCAUUUUGUUACUGAUUUUUAUCCAAAUGAAAAAGAAAUGUUUUACUUGUACUCUGACCCAAAUGUAAGACCAUGGUUUUUUUUCCCCCCAUGUAAUCUGAACGGUUUGUCUUAUAUUUUUGUACAAAUAUAAAUAUAAUUCUAAGAAAUAUAAGCAUUUUGUUUUGGAAUAUUUAACAUUUUUUUUUUUUAAAGGAUUAAUUUUAUCUUAUUUUUCCAAAACCAGGUCUUAUAUUUGGGUCACACCUGAGGGAUGUACAUUGAUACUAGUUUGCACCUUUUAUUUUUUUGCAUGUGGAAUAAUUCCCAAGUGCCAAUUUAUCAGCUUAUUUGUGCAGCCUUACACCAAAGUGCUACAUAUGAAAGACCAGAAACAUGUUUUUAUGUUACAAGCAGUCAAAAGUGAUUUUUUUUCUAUUUUAUUGUUGCACUUGUUUGUGCUUACAAUCCAUUCGAUGACCUUCACUGUAACUGGACUGUGAAACAAGUGUCCCGAGGACGUUUUUUACACUAGUUUUGCUCCAAUGUGCCCGAGUGAACGCGAACAAAGUGAAAGAUGAACGUGAACCAUGCAAGGAUAGAGAUGUGGUGCUUUAAAGUUAUGCACUAUAUUAUAUCUUCAGUUGUUCAGGUAAUGUGUCAAAAUGCUUUAACAACAAACCUUUUUUAAUAAAAUUUGUUGAGCUUUGAA